Molecule: messenger RNA, 1388 nt
Organism: Paralichthys olivaceus (Japanese flounder)
Lineage: Eukaryota; Metazoa; Chordata; Actinopteri; Pleuronectiformes; Paralichthyidae
Source: RefSeq, a predicted model, not a curated record
CACAGACUGCGGUGUGGUUUUUAUUUCCGAUUUUUUUCUCUGUGGAAGUUUCUGCAGGUAGAAAUAGUUUUUGUUGUCUGUGUUUUAUCGUCGCGCACUUUAACCCCCUGAGCUCCACGUCACUGAUGUGGCUGGAAACACAAAGUACAUCACUUCCUGUGAGCCGGGCGACAUUUUCAUGAAGGAGCCAGCGGGGAAUUUACAUCAGUUCACAUAAGUGUGAUGGUUGUUUGAUGCACAUGAUGUAGGUGAUGAAGAUGAUGAAGGUGAUGAAGAUGAUGUAUGUGAUGAAGAUCUGACCUUGUACCUCUCUGUGUCUUCAGGAAGUCUGGUUUGAUGUCGGCGUCAGUUCUGCGUCCAUGUCUGUGUGGACGCGUCAGUCUGCUCUGUGGACUCCUCCUCCUCCUCCUUUUGGCCUCGUCACCGCUCCUCGCUGCAGGUUUGACCUCUGACCCCGCCACUCCACCCAAACCCCUCUGUCUGGGCAGACUGAGUAACUGCUCCCACCCCCUGGUGCCUGAACAUGGAGGUUUCCGCUGCGACCCGUCUCCGUGCAGAGGUUUCCCUCAGAAGAGCUCCAUCCAUGUCUUCUGUGAGCCCGGGUACCACAUCACCAAGACCCGCGUCUCCAGGUGUCGCCAAGGGAGGUGGCAGCCUCCGAUACCCGCCUGCAUCCCCCUCAAGGAGAGUCCUCACGUGAACCCUGACGACAGAGCCAACGACUCGAUGCCCAACAUGGCCACGACGGCGGUGGGCGUGUCCAUCUUCCUGCUCACCACAACCGCCUGCCUGGUCGUCAAGUCCCGCCUCUUCCCCUGUCAGUCUCACAGCCGUCGUUCCUCGGACCAGCUGGACCUGAUGGUGGACGGACUUCCUGUCUCUCUCCCCUCCUACGAGGAGGCGGUGUACGGAAGCUGGGGUCAGCGCCUCCCCGCCUGCUCCGCACCUGGACCCACCCAGCUCCUUUUGGCCCAGGAGGCUCCGGGCCGCCACCAGUCGGACGGCAGCCACCGCCCCCUGCUGUCCUCUCAAAGCCCCGACAACCCCCCACCCCCCUACGAGGAGGUCCAAUCACUAGGCAGGAUGAGUGACGGGGAGGGUCGGCAGCUUCACGUCACUCUGUCAGACGACAAGGACACUUGAUUGACAGUGUCGGCCGUGAGAUGAGGAUUUUGAUUGACAGUGACCUGCUGCAGAGUUUCCUCUGCAGAUCACAAACUGACUCCUGUCUGCACUUUGCCUGGUCGGCUGCAGCUCACCAGCAUCACACGCUAAUUUAGACCAAGCUGAGAAGCUCUGAUUGGCCAGAGGUCACAGAGACCUGACUGAACAGGCCUGGACUGCAUCAUUCAUGUUGAUUGGACAAAAUGUGUGUGUGUGUGUGUGUG